Molecule: messenger RNA, 1893 nt
Organism: Prunus armeniaca (apricot)
Lineage: Eukaryota; Viridiplantae; Streptophyta; Magnoliopsida; Rosales; Rosaceae
Source: the annotation of a GenBank genome assembly
AUGCCAAGAAAAGGAAUGACGACUCUGUUUUUCAAAUCUCCAUCGCCGUCACCUUCGAACUCUCCAUCAAGGAGCGCCACCCAACCUUCAUCGCCGCGUCGCAGCUUCUACGACUCUCUAAUGGAAGAGAACAUCAAAAUCGCACAGACCCUCAUCACGCAGUGGGACUCUGACUCUUCUUCUUACACCAACAUCUCCUCUCUUUUCCAUGACGACCGCCAAGAGGCCAGGCUCUACCUCAAAUCCGUCAAGGAUUUACAGUCCGCCAUGCAACACUUCCUCAGCUCCCAAGACUCCAGCGCCGAAAAGCUCAUCAUUGCUCAGAAUCUUAUGCAAUCCGCCAUGAAGAGACUCGAGAAGGAGUUCUACCAUAUUUUAUCCGCCAACCGAGAGUACUUGGACGCCGAAACCGUGUCGAGCCGGUCAUCCAGAGCCUCAGCUCGGUCCAGCGUUUCCGAUUUGGAAUCCGAGUCGGAGGACGAGUCACGAGCCACAACCGAGUCGGUUUCCGCGGUGGACCAAAUCUCUACCAUUGCAAUGUCCGAUUUGAAAUCCAUCGCUGAUUGUAUGAUAUCGUCUGGCUAUGGAAAAGAGUGCGUGAGAAUUUACAAAAUCAUAAGAAAAUCGAUCGUCGACGAAGGCCUGUAUCUUCUUGGAGUGGAGAAGCUGAGUCUCUCUCAGGUUCAGAAAAUGGACUGGCAGGUUUUGGAGACGAAGAUCAAGAACUGGUUAAGCGCCGUUAAAGUCGCCGUUAAAACUCUCUUCUACGGAGAGAGGCUGUUCUGCGAACAAGUGUUCGCCGCCUCGGACUCCAUAGCGGAGUCGUGCUUCAACGAGAUAUCUAAAGAGGCCGCAAUGACUCUGUUUGGUUUCCCGGAAUUGGUGGGAAAAUGCAAGAAACUAUCUCCCGAGAAAAUGUUCCGCAUUUUGGACUUGUACCAGGCCGUCUCGGAUCUUUGGCCCGAAAUAGAGUCCAUCUUCUCUUUCGAAUCAACCUCAGCCGUCCGAUCUCUGGCCGUUAAUUCUCUCAUUAAGCUAGGUGAGGCCGUCCGCACUAUGCUUACGGAUUUCGAAUCGGCGAUCCAGAAGGACUCGUCCAAGACACCGGUCCCAUCCGGUGGGGUCCACCCGCUUACUCGUUACGUAAUGAACUAUAUUUCCUUCCUCGCCGAUUACAGCGAAAUACUUGGUGAUAUAGUCUUUGACUGGCCGUUGACGAUCUCGACGCCGUUGCCGGAAGCUUACUUCGGGUGCUACGACGCCGAGGAGUCGCCAAUUUCAAUACGCCUCGCGUGGCUCGUCCUUGUUCUCCUCUGCAAACUCGACGGCAAAGCCAAGCUGUACAAAGACGUGGCGCUAUCCUAUUUGUUCUUGGCGAACAACUUGCAAUACGUCGUCGGAAAAGUCCGCCGCUCCAACGUCAAGUACUUGCUGGGGGAGUAUUGGGUGGAGAAGCACGAGUCAAAAGUCAAACAAUACGCCUCGAACUACGAGCGGAUGGGGUGGAGCAAGGUGUUCGCCUCCCUACCGGAAGAUACAACGGCUCAGAUUUCUUCCGAUCAGGCAAAGAGCUACUUCAAGCGAUUCAACGCAGCGUUUGAUGAGGCGUAUAAAAAGCAGACCUCAUGGGUCGUGCCCGACUCGAAACUCCGAGACGAGCUGAAAGUUUCGGUGGCUAAAAAGCUAGUGCCGGUAUAUCGGGAGUUUUACGAGAAGCAUAGAGUCGGGAUGAGGAUGGACUGCGGGGAGGACUCGUUGGUCAGAUAUGCCCCCGAGAAUCUAGAUAAUUACUUGUCGGAUCUGUUGUAUGGGGCCGCGAGUGGUGGGAGCGUUUCGUCAUUUUCGUCGUGCUCUUCCUCGCCGUCACAUUCGCACGGUAGGCAAGGUCGUUGA